UGUUGUUAUGUAGACGAUUUAGUAAACUCACGCCCACCGCGAAGCCGGUUGAUGAUAUCUUGAUAAAUUGUUAUGCAAUACACGUAGUACUUAGACAUUUCUAUUAAAAACAAGUGUAUAUCAUUCAAUUUGUUAUCAACGUAGACAUUUCGCAGUUUGUGUCCAUGACUAUCGCUUAUAUCCAUAUCUCAGUAAUAUUGCUGUUCGCAAGCGCGGCGCACGCGUCUCAAAAUAACACGAUGUUGAAGAUCCCGAAAACUAUGAGAGCCGUCGGCCUCUAUAAAUACUUGCCGAUAAGCGAUGUCAACAGUCUAAUCGACGUAGAAGUGAAAGUCCCCAGUGUGACACCGUCUGAUGUGCUAGUUGAAGUCAAAGCUACUGCAGUAAAUCCCAUUGACACUAAACAGCGCGCUCCGAAACCCAACGUAGAAGCUAUACCGCGUAUUCUGGGAUGGGACGGCGCAGGAGUCGUAGUUUCUAAAGGAGAGAAAGCUAAUUUAUUCAAUGUCGGCGACGAGGUAUUUUUCACGGGUGACUUGAGGAAGAGUGGUUCUAAUGCACAAUACAUGGCUGUUGACCAAUAUUUGGUAGGAAUCAAGCCCAAAAACUGGACAUUUGAACAAGCCGCCGCAAUACCUCUGGUGACGCUCACGGCGUGCGAGUCAAUAUUUGACCGUCUACUGCUCUCAGAGAAAGACAAAGGAAAAUCAAUUUUAAUCAUCAACAGUGCUGGAGGAGUGGGAUCAGUGGCUACACAGAUUGUCAAGAACCUCGGUCUGAAAGUAAUAGGCACAGCAUCGCGUCCAGAAACUCAGGCGUUCACGCGCCAGUUUGGAGCAGACAUAGUCCUCAACCACACCCAGGAUCUGAUACCACAGCUGGAGGCAAAUGGGUUUGGAGCAGGAGUGGACUUUAUUCUAGUUAACUUCGACCCCGCACCGUACUGGGAUACGAUGAUGAAGGCAAUCAAACCUCAGGGUAAGAUUUGUAUGCUAGUGGACAGCAGCGCUCCAGUGAACAUAGCUACGUUGAAAGACAAAAGUAUAACUUUAGUUGGUGAAAUGAUGUUUACGAGAAUGAAGUAUGACACCGAAGAUAGAAUAAGACAUUACGAAAUUUUCAAGGAGGUCUCCAAGUGGAUGGAAGAAGGCAAGCUCAGGAGUCCUUUGACGAAAACAUUGAGUCCUAUCAACGCUGCUAACUUGCGAGAGGCGCACAAAAUUAUGGAAGAGAAAAAAAUGAUUGGGAAACUAGUGUUAACAGGAUUUUGAGUACAAACUACGAACUUAAUAGUCAUUUCACUGCUUUAUUUAAAUGUAGGCAAGAUACUUAUUCUGUAAGUGUAGGUACCUACAAAUAUACUUAAAAGCAUCAUGUAUUUGUAUAGUGUGAUACCAAAAAUAAGUAGGUACCUAUUUCUGGUAUCUCAAUAAUAUUUAGUAAUCAUAAUGAUCAUUAUACUUAAUUAAGGAUAGUUGUAAUGUGUAAUUUUUAGUUUGGUAUUAUUUAAAGAUUACUUUAAUUAGAAA
This is a messenger RNA of Spodoptera frugiperda (fall armyworm), 1529 nucleotides long. RefSeq names its product zinc-type alcohol dehydrogenase-like protein SE_1777. The record is from RefSeq and is a predicted model, not a curated record. The transcript has a single exon. NCBI's taxonomy places the organism in Eukaryota, Metazoa, Arthropoda, Insecta, Lepidoptera, Noctuidae. The coding region runs from base 165 to 1271 and encodes 368 amino acids. Gene Ontology annotation, molecular function: zinc ion binding; oxidoreductase activity.